Molecule: messenger RNA, 911 nt
Organism: Pyrus x bretschneideri (Chinese white pear)
Lineage: Eukaryota; Viridiplantae; Streptophyta; Magnoliopsida; Rosales; Rosaceae
Product: protein LEO1 homolog
Exons: 5
Coding region: 1-624 (207 amino acids)
Source: RefSeq, a predicted model, not a curated record
AUGGGUUGUGAGCUUGAUGAAGGAGAGGGCGCUGUGGAGGCUGAGGAUGAAGGUGAAGUAGAGGGUCAGGGGGAGGUGGAAGUGGAGAGUGAUGUUGAGCAGCGUAAUGCUGAUGAUCCUGAUCCAGGAGAAAGUGAGGGCGAAAGAGAACAAAGUUCCCAAGAAGUAGACAUUGGUGAUCAUAGAGAAGAAAGUGAAGGAAAAUAUACAGACACAGAUGAAAAAGAAGAGUUAAUCAGCCGGAGACGAAAUGUCAUUGAAAGUGGGUCUGAGAGAUCUGAGGAAAACCAUUACCCUGACAAUGAAGACGAGGUUAAUCAGGCCAUAAGUACAAGUAGAUCCCCUGAGGAGGAGGAGGAACAUACUAACAUCGCACACUCUGCUGUUCGCAAUGUAUUUGGUGACUCUGAUGAAGAAGAAGAAGAGACAGAUUUUCCGAAUGACAUUCAGCAUGAAUCAAAUGUACCAUUGGAGAUUCCACUACGUCCACCUCCUGCUCGUCCAGAAAAGACAACGAAAUCAGUGGGUGCUGCAGAACUGAUCCGCGGCCAAGUGAAAAUCCCCGAGAGCUCCAACCGCAACACACAGCAGCAGCGAUGGGGGAGGAGAAGCGGCACCAGAUGAUGCAGAACCUGUUCGGGGAUCAAUCCGAAGAGGAAGAGGAAGAGGUCGAUUCCGAGCACGAGUCCAAUCCCCAGCCCAAUUCUGAUGAAGGAGAGGGCGCUGUGGAGGCUGAGGGUGAAGGUGAAGUAGAGGGUCAGGGGGAGGUGGAAGUGGAGAGUGAUGUUGAGCAGCGUAAUGCUGAUGAUCCUGAUCCAGGAGAAAGUGAGGGCGAAAGAGAACAAAGUUCCCAAGAAGUAGACAUUGGUGAUCAUAGAGAAGAAAGUGAAGGAAAAUAUACAGACACAGAU